UUUCGGUUGCCGUACAUCCUCGCCCUCAUCAGUUGACCAGUGAUCACUAUAUAUGUAAGUCCAGUCUUCCCGCACUGGUACGACGACAGACCUGGCUUGCAGGGCGUUCGCAUACACAUCAAAGCAGGGAACGCGAUGGCGGCAGGCGAUGGCGCUGCUUCAGCUUACGGCGGGGAGCUGACGUUCUCCGUGAUCAUCACCUGCCUGGUGGCGGCCUCCGGCGGCCUCAUCUUCGGCUACGACAUCGGUAUCUCAGGCGGCGUGUCCCAAAUGAAGCCGUUCCUGGAGACCUUCUUCCCCAAGGUGCUGAGGAGGAUGGCGGACGCGAAGCGGAGCCAGUACUGCAUGUUCGACAGCCACGCGCUGACCGCCUUCACUUCGUCCCUCUACAUCGCGGGGCUCGUGGCGUCUCUGUUCGCUGGCCGCGUCACGCGGUCGCUGGGCCGGCGCGGCGUGAUGCUGGUGGGCGGGGCCCUGUUCUUCGCGGGCGGCAUCAUGACCGGCGCGGCCGUGAACCUGGCCAUGCUCAUCGUGGGCCGGAUGCUGCUGGGCUUCGGCGUCGGGUUCACCAACCAGGCCACCCCGCUGUACCUCGCCGAGAUGGCCCCCGCGCAGUGGCGCGGCUCGCUCGGCGUGGCCUUCCAGUUCUUCCUCUCCCUGGGGAUACUCAUCGCCAACCUCGUCAACUACGGCACGGCGCGCGUGCAGUGGGGCUGGCGGGUCUCCCUCGGCCUGGCCGGCGCCCCGGCCGUGGUCAUGGUCGUGGGCGCCUUCUUCCUCACGGACACGCCCAGCAGCUACGUCAUGCGCGGGAAGGCGGACCUCGCCCGGGCGGCGCUCGUCCGGGUGCGCGGGCGCGGCGGGGACGUGGACGCCGAGCUCAAGGACAUCACGCGCGCCGUGGAGGCCGCGCGCAGCAGCCAGAAAGGCGGGUUCCGGAAGCUGAUCGGCAGCCGGGAGUACCGCCCGCACCUGACGUUCGCCCUGGCGCUGCCGCUGUGCCACCAGCUCAGCGGCAUGAUGGUGCUCACCUUCUUCUCGCCGCUCGUGUUCCGCAUCGCGGGAUUCGGGAGCAACGCGGCGCUCAUGGGCGCCGUCAUCCUCGCCGGGGUCAAGUUCGUCUCCCUCAUCCUCUCCACCCUCGUCAUCGACCGCUACGGCCGCAAGGUGCUCGUCAUAGCCGGCGCCGCCAUCAUGAUCGUCUGCCAGGUUGCGAAUGCGUGGAUCAUGAGGGCGCAAGGCGGCAAGAACGGGGAGGUGCCGUUGCCGCGGCCGUACGGGCUGGCUCUCCUGGUGCUGACAUGCGUGCAGGGCGCCGGGUUCGGCAUGUCGUGGGCGCCGCUGAUCUGGGUCAUCCCGGGCGAGAUCUUCCCGAUGGAGAUCCGGUCGGCGGGGCAGUCGGUGAGCGUGUCCGUCGUGCUCGGGCUCACCUUCCUGCAGACGCAGACGUUCCUCGCCCUGCUCUGCGCAUUCAAGUACGCCACUUUCGUCUACUACGCGAGCUGGGUGGCCGUCAUGACGGCCUUCGUCUUGGUCUUCCUGCCGGAGACCAAGGGCGUGCCCCUCGAGUCCAUGGGCUCCGUCUGGGAGGGCCACUGGUACUGGAGGCGCUUCGUCGGCGGCGACGGCCACCGGGUCAAAGCAUCUCCAUCCGAUGAAUGAGCAGUGGACCAACUUGCUGAAAAAAUAAACACGGUCUGUUGUACCGUCUUGCGGACGAACCUGCGACCUUGCUAUCUUUAACUAUCGGAUGACAGUGUCAGUUUUCUUUUUCAUUUGAACGCCAUGUCAUUGUCAGUUUGCUACCAAGUCACCAAGUCAAUAGUCUGUAUAUGUAUCUUGCGGAAUGAAACGUGCUGAUUAAUGUGCCA
Brachypodium distachyon (stiff brome) is the source of this 1871-nucleotide messenger RNA. Its product is annotated as sugar transport protein MST1. Lineage: Eukaryota; Viridiplantae; Streptophyta; Magnoliopsida; Poales; Poaceae. Gene Ontology annotation, molecular function: monosaccharide transmembrane transporter activity. The record is from RefSeq and is a predicted model, not a curated record. The transcript has 2 exons. Gene Ontology annotation, biological process: monosaccharide transmembrane transport. Gene Ontology annotation, cellular component: membrane. Bases 136 to 1662 code for a protein of 508 amino acids.